Molecule: messenger RNA, 582 nt
Organism: Hibiscus syriacus
Lineage: Eukaryota; Viridiplantae; Streptophyta; Magnoliopsida; Malvales; Malvaceae
Product: non-specific lipid-transfer protein 2-like
Exons: 1
Coding region: 75-362 (95 amino acids)
Biological process (GO): lipid transport
Source: RefSeq, a predicted model, not a curated record
UCCGCAUAGUUUGCAUCAAACAAAUCCAUACACACAAAGCUCACAUACACUCAAACACAGACCAGAAGAGAAGAAUGAAGACAUCAUACACGGCAGUGUUCGCGGCGGCAGCAGUGGUGGUGCUCCUACUGCUGACGGAAGCGGAGCUGUCGACGGCGGUGACGUGCAACCCGACGCAGCUGAGCCCUUGCGUGGGUGCCAUAACAUCAGCUCCACCGUCCAAGGCGUGCUGCAGCAAGAUCAAGGAACAGAAGCCUUGCCUCUGCCAAUACCUCAGGAACCCCAACCUCAAGAAAUUCGUCAACACACCAAAUGCCAGGAAAGUUGCCUCCACCUGUGGGACUCCCUUUCCAAAGUGCUGAAAAACCUCUCCUUUUCACCAUAUGAAUGUGGUUUAUUAUAGCAGCGGUGUGGGAUUAUCUUUGUUUUGAUGUCUUUAGUAAGCACUAAGUUCAUAGCCUCUGUCAUUGUCACGUUUCACCACUUUGUUUACUGUUUCUGUGUGAUCUAUCUGAGAUAUUCUACCAGUUGUUGCAGACGUAAUCUUGUUUAAUGGAAAUCAGUGUUGGAUUAUUACUCUUA